AUGGCUGAUCAUAUUGAUGAUGAAGAUGCACUAAUCUUGGAUGAAGAACACCAGGCGUUCAUUCUCCAAGAUAUGGAAGCUGGAGUAUCUGAAGUUAUAAUUGAACCCACAGGUGCAACAGAUUCCACGCCAGGUCCAGAUAAAACUCCUGGCCCUUCAUCAUCUCCUGAUUCGCCUUUGAGUGGUGCAGUACCGGACUUCAAGUGGAAGAAGAACACUUAUCAGCCUUCCCUAUUUUCUGAGACUGAUUAUGACUUUGGCAAGGUAAACAUACUGCAACAGUCAGAAUCUCUGAAACCCAUAGAUGUUUUUGAGGCAACUACGAAUAUCAAGGCGUUGUUCAAGAAAUUACAUUAG
Molecule: messenger RNA, 357 nt
Organism: Parnassius apollo (apollo)
Lineage: Eukaryota; Metazoa; Arthropoda; Insecta; Lepidoptera; Papilionidae
Source: the annotation of a GenBank genome assembly